AUGGUCACGUUUGCCGGCCUCUUCGGUGCUGCUGCAACUGCCGCCGUCUUCGCUGUCGCAGCUGUCAAUGGCGAUCAGGACACGACCUCCGCAGUGAGCGCUUCGGUGCAACCGGCAGCAGACCUUUUGAGCGUCAGCAGAGCGGACCUCACAGUGGACACUGCCUGUGUGCUCACGGACUUCCGAAGCGCGACGCCCGACUUUAUCGCGCUGAACAACAUCGUGGCCAUUAUCAAAAAUUCGCCGUCGCUGCUGUCGCCGUACGUGAGUGAUCCGCUCAUCAUUGAAGACGUGACGCUCGCGGCGCUCAACUACUCGUACUUGGGCUACGACCUCUUACUGACGCCGACGUUCAACUGGUUCAACGUGUCGGGCAUCACGACCAUUGCGCCCUACGCGGUGAACGUCACGAGCCAUAACAAAGUGAACUUGGGCGCGGCCUUCACGGGCACUGUCGCGCUCAAUGGGACGAUCACGUUCGAAGUCGCACAGCUGAAGCGCAGCUGGGCGCAGAUCUGCGUCGUCGACCCAUUGCACCCGAUCGAGUGCAACUCGCAGACUGUGACAGUCCACUUGACGGUGUCGGUCGAAAAGCCGCACGUCACGGCCAACGUGAAGGCCAACGUGAUCGAGUGCGCGCCCGGGAUUCCCGUUACUGCGUGUCAGAACUUGACCAUGAGCACGAUCACAGUCGACGCUCUGGGGGGGAACAUCUCAGCCGUGUACGCGUCUGUCUACAAACACUUGAAAGACGUGAAGAUCAACACGCUCAAGUUGGGGUGGGACGUGAUCACGGAGAACGACAUUGCGUACGUCGUGCACGACGCGAACCCGUUCGUGUCCCACUUCCUCACGCAGCUCCUUAGUACGGACAUUGAUAGGCUGAACGAAAAGGGCGCGUACUACCAUCGCUAUGUACACGUCGUGCGGGCGAUUCUGCUCUCGCUCAUGGACAAGACGGUCGACUCGUCGCUCGAGCCGCAGUUUAGGGCCACGUGCUUGUGA
Hyaloperonospora brassicae is the source of this 1005-nucleotide messenger RNA. The record is from the annotation of a GenBank genome assembly. NCBI's taxonomy places the organism in Eukaryota, Oomycota, Peronosporomycetes, Peronosporales, Peronosporaceae.